Messenger RNA from Auanema sp. JU1783, 681 nucleotides. Lineage: Eukaryota; Metazoa; Nematoda; Chromadorea; Rhabditida; Rhabditidae. The record is from the annotation of a GenBank genome assembly.
AUGGGACAGGAGUUUGAGUUACAAUGGGAAAAAGCCCGACGAUCGCGGCCAGCCAGAGCGAUGUCUGUGGAAUUCGAAAAAGAAAGGAUCCAGCAAGUAAUCAAUGAAUGGGAGAAACGAGUCUUCAUGGUGUCUGGCUAUGAUCUACAAGGCAGUGGAGUUUUAAUAUCGCAUCAACAAAUUUUAACCGCUGCACAUCUCCACUUCAAGAUCGACAAAUCUUAUACCGUCCGAGGAACAGAUAAUCGUUGCUUCAGUGCCAAAUGCGAGUAUAUUUCUAAAAAAUAUGAUUUCGCUAUGCUUAAAUCGACGGAUUUGCCUGAAUUCAGAACACCAAUUGAUCAACUUGGUCGUGGAAACAAAUAUGUGACUAUGGGGUAUCCCAUUGGCAUUGAUAGUUCAAAACCGUCUGUUGCAAAAGGGGUUGUAGAAGGAUUUAUGGACGAUCAAACUCACACAGUUGGAGUUCCUGGAUCGAGACGUGGGUACUCAGGAGCUCCGAUUAUUAACUAUUCUGGAUGUUUGACUGGUAUUUUGCUCGGUGGUUCACCCGAUGUGCAUAUGGAUACAACAAUUGGUGAAUGUCUGAAGUCAUCGGCGGAACAAAAAUAUUCUCGAAUUUUGGGAAUCUCUAUCAUCCACGUGGUCUACGAUCGAGAAUGUUCGGACAAGGAAAGUUAA